AUGAGUUCUUUAGUUAGACUUGCUCAAGUUACAAAAAAAAUUGUUCGUCCGAUGCCAUUAGUUCAACGUCAUAUAUCGACCUCUAAAAAAAAUCAAGAAGUGUGCGUUACCAAUACUGAACUAACAGAACAUGAACCACAAAAACGCAAUUGGCAAUCAUAUGGCUUUGAAAAAGAAGAUGAGACAGAAGACUUGAAUGCUAUGCACGCUACUGGUUUUUUUUCAAUCACUUUAUGUAUAGUAGGUGGUAUAUUUAUGUUUGCAUAUAUGCCAGACUACAAUUACAAGAAUUGGGGAGAAAGAGAAGCUUUCCUUGAACUGAGAAGAAGAGAAGAUCAAGGCUUACCACUCAUCGAUCCUAAUUACAUACAACCAAAUUUGAUACAACUACCCACCGAAGAAGAAUUAGGCGAUACUGAAAUAGUGAUUUAA
Messenger RNA from Macrosiphum euphorbiae (potato aphid), 432 nucleotides. Lineage: Eukaryota; Metazoa; Arthropoda; Insecta; Hemiptera; Aphididae. The record is from the annotation of a GenBank genome assembly.